Messenger RNA from Topomyia yanbarensis, 3179 nucleotides. It is a transcript of the gene AspRS-m, whose product is annotated as aspartate--tRNA ligase, mitochondrial. Gene Ontology annotation, cellular component: mitochondrion; cytoplasm. Gene Ontology annotation, biological process: aspartyl-tRNA aminoacylation. The record is from RefSeq and is a predicted model, not a curated record. The coding region runs from base 124 to 3060 and encodes 978 amino acids. The transcript is spliced from 5 exons. Gene Ontology annotation, molecular function: nucleic acid binding; aspartate-tRNA ligase activity; ATP binding. Lineage: Eukaryota; Metazoa; Arthropoda; Insecta; Diptera; Culicidae.
GGCAUUUGUAACCUUGUGUUUUGUAAUAUUACAUUUUUAUCAUGAAAUCGCGUGAUAACGUACCAAAUUUCGGUUCUGUUGCUUAUAGUUUAGUUAUUAUAAUACUUUAGUUCCAUAUUUACGAUGCAGUUCAGUUUACUAUCCUCGCAUUUAACUGGCAAAUUUUUUAUGCCUGCAUGGCGUAUGUUUUCACCAAAAUCAGGAACGUCUCCAGCUCCAAUCUUUACAUUAUCUGUACCAGUAUUUGCUUCGAAGUCGUAUUCAUCUACCAUCGUUCAGAAAAUGGAUAAUUACAAACGUAGGCGUUUUAAUAACAGUGCCAUUCCUGGUAUAUGGGAUACACCCGCCGAUAACGCUGCUGGUCUGCUGAAUGAGUUACAGCAGGAAUUGCAACGAGAGGCCAUCUUGAAGCACGAAACUCAGCGACAAUCGAUGAUGCGUCGAGAACAGCCUUUCAACUCGGGUAUUCGGAAAGUAAACUGCGGUGAGCUGCGCGAACGCAACGAUGGUGAAAUGGUCGAAAUCAGCGGCAAAGUCAUCGAGAAUCGAAUGGGGAAGUUUUUAGACGUGCGAGAUGUUUACGGCUCGGUACAGUUGGUUUCGAAUACAUCCUCUGCUUUGCACAAGCGCAUAUCGUCCAUCGCAAAGGAUUCGUUCAUUACUAUCGUGGGAAGGGUGCAAGAGCGCGAGAACAGAUGGAAGAAUGCGAGUAUUUCUACAGGAGGUAUCGACGUUAUGAUCGAGGAAAUCAUCCACGUCGAGGGUGAUCCGACUGUCGGAAGGAAUGCGAAUUUUCAUAAACGCAAUUAUUCGACAGUGGCUGCGCCGGCGCCAACUAUUACUCGGGGCCUAACAAAUGUGGAAAUUGAAAAAGCUGCAUCGGACAGCAUUUUGAAGUACUUCAAGAAUCGAAAGCAUACUUGCAGUGAGUUUCGAUUGAAAGAUGUCGGAAAGAAAGUUCAACUGGUGGGGUGGAUUGAUAACAAAAAGAAACACGAUCGUUUCUUCGUUUUACGAGAUGGGCAUGGUAUGGUUCAACUGAUGGUAGAGAAUGUUACUCCCAAGGUAAGAAACAAUAUUCAAUCGGCAAAGGACGAUAGUAUUGUCCUCGUGACCGGAAAGAUUCUUGCUCGACCGUCAUAUUGUAUAAAUAUGAACAUUGAUACUGGAACCGUUGAGGUUGUGGUAGAAGAUUUGGAGAUUUUAAAUCCGGAUGACCCAUACAAGGGCCCGGAAGCAGAAGCGGUAUCAGAGACUUCCACUGAGGAGUUCUGUACUAAUCGGUACACAAAUCGAACGCAUAACUGCGGUGAGCUGCGUGUUGCCAAUGUCGGUGAAGAUGUGGUUCUCUGUGGGUGGCUGGAAUUCUCCAGAAUGAACAAAUUUCUAACUCUGCGCGAUGGUUACGGAGCAACGCAAGUUGUCAUUCCGGAUGAAUUGUUCAAUACCGUCAAUCUGAAUGAUAUCUCCUACGAGAGCAUUUUGCGCGUCGAAGGCAAAGUUAAGGAGCGUCCCGCGGGACAGGAUAAUCCGGGACAAUCAACUGGUCAGAUUGAGAUUGUUUUGAAAAAGCUGGAUGUGCUCAACGAGGCUAGAAAGCGACUGCCAAUGGAUCUUAAAGAUUUCAACAAGGCGAGGGAGAACCAUCGAUUAGAGCAUCGGUACAUCGACCUUAGAAGUACUCAGCUGCAGCGCAAUUUGCGUUUGCGAUCACAGGUUAUUAUGAAGAUGAGGGAGUUUAUGAUUAACAAGUGCGGAUUUGUUGAAGUGGAAACUCCCACGCUGUUUCGUAGAACGCCAGGGGGUGCCCAAGAAUUCGUAGUUCCAACGCGCAAACCGGGACACUUCUACUCGCUGGUUCAGAGUCCGCAGCAAUUCAAGCAGAUGCUCAUGUCGGGUGCUAUUGAUCGUUAUUUUCAAAUCGCGCGCUGCUAUCGAGAUGAAGCCACCCGACCAGAUAGACAACCGGAGUUUACCCAGCUCGAUAUUGAGUUAUCCUUUAGCGAUCGGGAUAAGAUAAUGUCGCUGCUGGAGGGUGUUCUAGCUAGUUCUUGGCCAAUUGAUGAUGAUCCUCUCAAUGUUCCUUUCCAGCGUAUAACGUUCAACGAGGCGAUGAAGCGUUAUGGCUCUGAUAAACCGGACACUAGAUUCGGAUACGAAUUGCAGGAUGUCACCUCCAAAAUGGUUUCUAGCGAGAAGGUCUUGAUGGGACUCGACAAGCUUGAAUACGGAGCAUAUGCGAUUGUUGCCAAAGACCCACAUAGUGGGACACCGACCGCCUUCAAGAAGGCUAUUGAUGCACUUACUAAGGAGUACCCAAAGUGUAAGCUUGUCUUCAGUCAUAUAACUCCGGACUGGUUGGAUACCUCAAUUGUCAAGUUACUCAGCCACGAUGUUGCAAAAGCUUUGUGGAAUAAUUUAGUACUGAAGCCGGGUGAUCUCUUACUGUUGGGCUAUGGGAAGACUCCAGAUGUGCAAGUAAUGAUGGGUAAGUUGCGUCUUGCCUUCUACGAAAAUCUAGAAACACGUAGCCUCGUCGACAGGCGCUCAUCAACAGUACAGAAUUUCUUGUGGGUGUACGAUUUUCCAAUGUUUGACACGAACGAGGAAACCGGGGCUUUGGAAAGCGUGCAUCACCCCUUCACUGCCCCACAUCCUGAUGAUCUGGAAAAUUUGAAGGCAAAACAAAAUCUAAACCAGAUUCGCUCGCAGUCAUUCGAUUUGGUUUGGAACGGUGUUGAAGUUGGCGGUGGAUCGGUCCGAAUCCACAACGCUGAGUUGCAGAAGAUGGUCCUGGACGAAGUACUGAAGGUUGAUCAUUCCCAUCUUAAGCAUCUGCUGGAUGCGCUGGAUUGCGGCUGCCCUCCGCACGGUGGCUUCGCUGUCGGACUGGAUCGGUACAUUGCUCUGCUCUGCAAUGCAUAUUCCAUACGGGAGGUAAUCGCAUUCCCGAAAAGCUUGGACGGUAAGGAUCCGCUCUCGAAGGCACCCGUACCGAUCAGUGACGAGGAGAAACGUUUGUACCAUUUGUCACCAAACGAGCAGGCAAUGGAGAACUAAACUAUUUGACUUUUUGAUUCAUAUUCACUCUGAUGUUUGAUGUGUUUUGUGAAAGAAUUGCAGUGAUCGUAAAAUGUUUGUCAGUGAAAUAAAUAUUGUGUACAUGUACACAUACCUCA